Molecule: messenger RNA, 1693 nt
Organism: Pelmatolapia mariae (spotted tilapia)
Lineage: Eukaryota; Metazoa; Chordata; Actinopteri; Cichliformes; Cichlidae
Product: zinc finger protein 37-like
Exons: 2
Coding region: 113-1066 (317 amino acids)
Biological process (GO): regulation of transcription by RNA polymerase II
Cellular component (GO): nucleoplasm
Molecular function (GO): DNA-binding transcription repressor activity, RNA polymerase II-specific; RNA polymerase II cis-regulatory region sequence-specific DNA binding
Source: RefSeq, a predicted model, not a curated record
AGGCGGAAGUAAACAAACUAAGGCAUCAUUACCGUCCCACGUUUGUGUGCCUGAUCACAGAGUCUGCUGUAUUGUGUUGUGUGAGCUGAGUGUGUGAGCUGCCGCAGUAACAAUGCCUUCAGUUCAGUAUCUGAGAGAGUUUAUCAACGAGCGACUAACUGCUGCUGCUGAACAAAUAUUCUUGGAGUUUGAAAAAACGAUCGUCCAGUACGAGCAAGAGAUCGACCGUCAGCGCAGACUGAUGGCUAUCACCUGGAAACCCGAAAUAAAGCUGCACAGGACAGACGUCCCACAGCAGCAUGUCUGUAAGGAGGAGGAAGUUGUCGCUGACCAGCAGCUGUGGAACCAGGAGACGAGCUCCAAUCUGGACCAGGGGGAACCAAAACCUCCAAAGAUUAAAGAGGAACAGGAGCAACUCUGUAGCAGUCAGGAGGGAGAGCAGCUGGUACUGAAGGAGGAGAUUGAUGCCUUUAUGGUGACUGCUGCUGAGGAAAAAGACCACAGUGAACCAGAACCAAAAAGAGACCAUCUAAACUGUGUCAGCUCUGCUGUAGCUGUGAGAGAAUAUCAGGGAGCAGGGAAGAAAGAAGGUCACAAUAAUGUAGAAUACCAACCUACACCAGACAGUCAGUGUAAGUCUGACAAAACUAAAAAGUCUUUAAAAUGUGAUGUUUGUGGAGAAGUCUAUAAAUAUAAUUAUGAAAUGGAUAUACAUUAUAGAAUCCAUACAGAGGGGAAGCCGUUUUCCUGUAAAACAUGUGGGAAAAAGUUUGUACAUAGGUGUUCUGUAGUGAAGCACAUGAGAAUCCACACAGGUGAGAAACUAUAUCAUUGUAAAAUAUGUGGAAAAAAGUUUGUACAUAGUUCUUUAGUGAAGCACAUGAGCGUCCACACAGGUGAGAAACCAUAUCAUUGUAAAACAUGUGGGAAAAGGUUCAGCCGUAACAGUAAUUUAACAGAGCACAUGAAAAUCCACACAGGUGAGAAACCAUAUCAUUGUAAAACUUGUGGGAAGGCAUUCAGGCGUGGUACUCAUUUGUUUCGCCACAUAAAAAUACACAUAUAGAGGUGUACUCUUUUAACAAGAUUAACAGUUUAGCAAGCUGUGUAGAGCGCAAAGUUAAACAAGUCAGCAUAGUAACUAAUGGUAGACACAGCAUGGUAGGAAGGAGGUUAUGGUAAGAGUUUCAUUUUAAAAGUAGGCGGCACAUUUUGACAAAUUAUUCUAUUGUGCUAGUAAGCACUCUCUGCUUACGACCAAAGUUUUAGGAGUGACGACGGUGAGAGAGCGAGAGAGAGAGUUUUGAGAUGUGAGAGAUUUGUGACACUAGCGUGUAUGGAGUGUGUAGUUAAUGUGUUGUGUAGCUGUUAGUUUUGUUUUGUGUGUCAGAACAAUGAUGCCGAAUGUCACAGUUGCUGCCAUAAAGCCACUAAAGGCAGAUUACAGUGUAAACGCUGUCUCCAGGUGGAAAACAAGAGGAGUGAUACACCACUGGCUGUCAGGCCUGCAGGUAUCAGGCCUGUGAUGUUCUCCUCUGUCUUACAGUGGACAGAAAUCAUUUUUUUUUGGAUUGGCACAAAUAAUUUGUGCGGCAUCUUAUUUGAUGCAGAAUCGGAGUGUUCUGUAAAUGCAAGUUUUUCCUGCAUUUUUAGAUAAAUAGUUGCAUGUAACUUUUUUAUUUGCAAAACUCGU